Molecule: messenger RNA, 942 nt
Organism: Clonostachys byssicola
Lineage: Eukaryota; Fungi; Ascomycota; Sordariomycetes; Hypocreales; Bionectriaceae
Source: the annotation of a GenBank genome assembly
AUGAAUAUGAUAGAGGACAAUAUUCCUGAGAAUUCAUUUGACACUACUAGUUUGUCCGACUUUGCGCUGGGGCGGUUUGCCAACAGCGGGACCACACCAUCCCCAAGCUUGAACUUCCUGUCUGUAGGGAGCCAGCCGAGCCUUCGACUAUUGGGCCCGCUCGGCGAGGUACAGCCUAUAGAGGGAAGUUCCGAGAGCUGGCAGUGGGUGAUGGACCAAAUGCAAAGCUUUCCCCGUGCAUUCGCCGAACAGUCGCAAACACUGUUCAUCCACCCGCAUCUAUAUCGCGAGUCUAUGCCGCGUUCAAUCAGGGCGGCUUUCGGCGCAUCCUCUGCGUCCUGUCUCCUCAAUCAGAGCAACAGCACUAUGCUAUUCCGAGUUAUAGAUACAGAGGUUUUUCAACUACUCCAGGAUAAUGAGAUGAACCUCACUCUGUUAGAUGAGCUAGCCAGGUUGCAAGCGCUAGUCCUAUAUCAAACGAUACGUCUCUUCCACGGCGGCAUUGAACAACGCGUCUUAGCUGAACAGCAACAAACAGUCCUGAUGAGUUCGGCCUUAAAACUGCUUGCCCGAUCUCAAGCUGAGCUCCACGAUGCCGAAGCAGUAUGCUGGGUCUCGUGGAUCCUUGCGGAAUGCAUCCGGCGGACAGCGCUUGUAGUCUACAUGCUCUAUGGGGUUCAUUCCAUUGUCCGGCAGGGAAUAUGCAUCGGGUUCCAUACGCUGGUCGCUUUACCCAUGUCACCAGCAUUUAGUUCCUGGAACUCAGAGGCUGAGCACCAUAAUCAACGCGAGCUCACAAGAACAAUAACGUAUGAGAUGUUCACCGAGGGGUGGCCGGCUACGCCACGAAAACUGGUUCCCCUCGAGAAAUUUUUACUGGUGCCGUGCAAGGGUAUUAAUACUAUAGAAGCUUACGAUAUCACGGAGAACGGCGUCGCAUGA